This is a messenger RNA of Ascochyta rabiei, 264 nucleotides long. RefSeq lists its product as uncharacterized. Bases 1 to 264 code for a protein of 87 amino acids. The record is from RefSeq and is a predicted model, not a curated record. The transcript has 2 exons. Lineage: Eukaryota; Fungi; Ascomycota; Dothideomycetes; Pleosporales; Didymellaceae.
AUGGUCCACAAGGUCCUGUUCUGGAGCGGUCUCGGCAUCGCCGCACGACUCUGGCAGCUCGGCAUUGAGAUGCGCCCGCUCUUCAACCGCGAGUCGCUUUGGGUCUACCCCGUCUAUGCUGGCAUUGGCGGCAGCUUUGGCUACUGGCUGAUGGGCGUCGAGCACCGACAGUUCAAGUACCUGGCCGACCGACGCGACACAUUGCUCGAGAAGAGAGCACGGAGGAAGGAGCGUGAGGAGGCUGCUGCCGCCGAACAGUCGUAG